GAAGGAGUGGGAAAGUAAAGGAACUUUGAGGUUUUCUAUGUUGUUUGAAACCGUCUACAGUGAGAACUUACUGAGGCACAGUGUGGCUUACAAGACAAAAUGGAAGAUGUGGGUGAGUAGUUGUGCCACUGCUUUUUGUCCCACCCACCAAGCCGUGCUCUGCCCUCCCGUGCUCCGGCUCUCCAAGACCGUUGUCCCCCCAGGGCUUAGCGUCAGCCCAGCAGGACGUCCCCAGGCAGCCACCGCCCAGGGCCCACCGCCAGUCAGAGAAGGAAAUGUUCACUCCGGGAAGGCUUCCUGGAGGUGGUGGGGUUUGGGCCUUGCAAGGUGGGGACGGUUUCAGCGGGUGGGAGGAGGGCUUCCGGGCAGGGGAGGCCGAGGUUGCGAACCUCCCUGAGCUCCGCAUCCGCCCCGAGCUGGGCUCCUGCCCUCGGAGGGCAACAGCAGCGGAGGAAGUGGCGCCAGCGGGAAUGGGUCAGGUUUGGAGAUGGGUCCGUGGGAUCCGAGCGAAGGUCACAGGGUUGACAGGGUGUUCGUUGGGCCGGAGCAGUGAAGGGAUUGACCCGGAGGCCCUCCUUCCCUGAGCUUUCGGUCGUGGGUGGGAAAACCGUCUGUCCAAGAGCCGUUUUGGUGUCUGCCUCACAUGGGAUCGAACACACUGGAACGGGCACGCGGGCAAGUGUGGCCUCACAGGACCGUGGUUCUGGGGCCGGGCCACAUCUCGGUUCUGACCACACCUUAGCCCAAAAAAGUCCUCGGCCCAGGCCCUCGGCUCUAACCCUGGUUCACCAAACUCCCCUCAAGCUUGGCACAGGCCAGGACAAGAGGCAAAGCGUCCCGCCCGCAGCAGCAUCCCGGCGCGUGUCUGUUCUAUGAACUUACAGAGGCGAGAGCGCGGUUCGGAGCGAUGCUUUGCGGAAAGAGACGGCUAGAGUCAGGGAAGCGACAGGAGGAGCGGGACGAAGCCCGAGGUGGUCAGAGGGGAAGCCCUUAGGGUUUCGGGACAGGCUGGAGAUGCAAGAAGAGCCCCAGGGGACUGUGCCUCGGGCCCAAGCCGCAGGAAGCCCCUUGCCCUCCACUGCCGGGUUGGCGCGGGGGAGGCUGCAGAGGGGGCAGAGGGCAGUUUGGGGUACGUUCAUGACGGGCAUCCCAGAGGGGACACUAGGCGGACAGCUGGACGUGAUGAAGCCACGGGCGGGAAGGAGGCUGAGCUAGAGUCAGCAGAGGUGGCGGGCUGCAGGCUCUCACCUUCCCACCCCUGCUGGCUUCCCCCAAACUCCCGCACCUUCCCCCACCUAGCUGGGAGGAGGGGGCCAGAAGCUGCUUCUGUAAGGACCUAUUUUACUGUCCCUGCUCCCCUCCCCCAGCGGACUUAAAAACAAGUCCCAGAAACCAGCUCCAGGUGUGAAGGCCAAGAAAAACAAGGCUGUACCCACCUGGAGUCUAGCCCGGACAUAAGUACAGCCAUCUUGGCAAAGCAAAAGCUGGCACCUUGCACUGUAAGUGUGGGUCAGCAUAAGAAUGGCCAUCCUGAAGGCCUGGAAGCCAUUUUACUGAGCGUCCCUAACCAGCCCACACUGCGGGGGGGGGGGGGGUAACUUGAGAUAAGAGAAAGUAGCUAAAACCUGGAAAAACAACUUAAUCGUAUACCACCAGGCCGGUUAGGUCAAUGGUGCCACAGGGACCACAGGGAUCACUUGCAGAGAUCACAAUCCUGCAAGACAGGAGUCUCCCUUGGUUUGCAAAUGUCCUGGUGAUUUACAACAAAAAGGGCUAUCUCUUCAAUGGCCCAAUUUCCAGAGACAAAUGGCUCAGUUUCUCAAGGCCUAAGGUCGCCCCAUAAAACUGAAGGAAAAAAAUUUUAAAUUUAAAAAAAUCCUUCUUAAAAAAAAAAAAAAAAAAAAAAAACUGAAGGAGGCUGAGGCAGGAGGAAAUGUAAAUAAAUUUCUUCUAAACCUAAAUCUCACUUAACUGCCAGGAUGGCUCCAGGGUGGCGCCGGGGUGGCAAAAGGUUAAACAAAGUUAAACUGUCCAAGUGGGGCACAGGAUAGGUACGUAGCCAUGAAGAAGUGCCUUGAAAAUGCUGUAUAAACCCUUGGCUCUGAGCGCUCGGGGUCCUUGUUGAAACUCGCUGCGCCGGGCGGAUACUUGGACCCCAGCUGGCUGGAAAUAAGCCUCGCUCUGUGACCGGCAUUAUCGAGAGUGUUCUCUGUCUAACUGAGGGGUGGUCGAUUCUGUACCCUAACACUUCCUAAGGAGAGACCAGGGACCCCUGGUUCUUCCCUCUCCCGCCCCUCGGGCUUCCAGGGCCUGCCCAGGUGGCUGCGGAGACACAGCGCUGGGGAAGGACCCUGAGCCGCGGCCCCGCUCACGGGCAGCACAGUUUCUGGUGCGGGGAGGACCUUGUCGCCGUGGCUUUGUCACGCAAGGAAGGGGGUCCACUGCCCUGUGUUGGCCAAGCCGGGGCAGACAGAAGAGGAAGUGGGGCAGGGGCGUGGAGAACACCGAGCCCCGCGGCUCCCCGGGGCCGCUCACACAUGAAAACUUCCUGCGGUGAGAACGGAAGCCCCGGUGCUGCCCCCGCCGCGCCCGCUGCCAGAGCGGGGGCCGGAGGGAAGCCAUGGACCGGCCCCGGGCCCCAGUCCUGCUGUCGGUGCUGCUGACGUUCUGCAUCACUGCUGGGACUCCUGAGGUGUGGGUGCAGGUUCACAUGGAGGCCGCCGCGGCCCCGACCUUCACCGUCCGCUGCGGAUUCCUGGGCUCUGGCUCCAUCUCCCUGGUGACUGUGAGCUCGGGGGGGCCUGAUGGGGCCGGAGGGACUAGGCUGGCCGUUUUGCACCCAGAAUUCGGCAUCCAGCAGUGGUCCCCGGUCCGCCGGGCCCACUGGGAGACCAAAACCAGCAUCUCCCUCGCUGUGGAAGAAGGCUCUGAGCGGAGAAGCUCCGGCGCUAACACCACCUUCUGCUGCAAGUUUGUUUCCUUUCCCGAGGGCUCCCAGGAGGCCUGCGGGAGCCUCUUCCUCAGCACAGACCAAGGGCUCCCUGCCCCGACGCCAGCUCCCAUGCUGCGGGCGGACCUGGCCGGGAUCUUUGGGGUGUCGGGGCUCCUCCUCUUUGGCUGUGUCUACCUCCUCCACCUCCUGCAUCGGCAGAGGCACUGGUCCGUCAGCAAGGCCCAGCCGCCCCUCGCCAGCCCCCAGCCACAGGCGCGAGCAAGGGCGGCCGGUCAAGUCCCCCUGGUCUCUCCGCGCGCGCCCUGCACCGCCGUCCCCGCCAGCCGCUACUGCCCGGCCACUCUGGACCUGGUGCCCCCGCGCCAGCCGCCGGCCCGCUGGGCACCCCUGCCCGCCUCGACUCGCAACAGCUUCGUCUCCGUGGAGAACGGACUUUAUGCUCCGGCCGGAGAGAGCCCUUUCCAAGCUGGCCCCAACCUGGUCCCUUUCCCGGACUCUCUGGGGCACAGGGCCGCGGAGGGGCAUUUAGGGGCGCGAUGAGACGGACCCCAAGCCCGCUUGGGCCUCCUCUCCCCUCCGACCUCUGGGACCCCCUGCUGGGGUCUGUGCCCCGGGGGCAGAUCGUCUUUGCACAUCUGGUUUUAGUCUCAGGCCUGCAGAAGUGUCUCCACACGCGCCCGGCCCAGGCCCCCUCGCUGCGGAUGUGGUCAGCAUGUGUGCACGUGUGGGUACAUGUGGGCACAUGUGUAUCUACGAGAGGUGACAAAAAUCCCAUCCCAGGUCGUUUCCUGUUUUCAAGUCCCCAGCCCUCACAGGUGAUGAGGAUAACUAAGUGAAAAAAAAUUAAAAAAGUGGUUUCUGA
This is a messenger RNA of Mustela lutreola (European mink), 3815 nucleotides long. RefSeq names its product PVR related immunoglobulin domain containing (gene PVRIG). Gene Ontology annotation, molecular function: signaling receptor activity. Gene Ontology annotation, cellular component: plasma membrane. The record is from RefSeq and is a predicted model, not a curated record. Bases 2621 to 3493 code for a protein of 290 amino acids. Lineage: Eukaryota; Metazoa; Chordata; Mammalia; Carnivora; Mustelidae. The transcript has 5 exons. Gene Ontology annotation, biological process: negative regulation of T cell receptor signaling pathway.